AUGAUAUACAGAACUGGUCUCUCCGGUCUUGCCGGUCGUCUCACCUUUUGUCGAAGUAUAUCGGGGACCCAUUCGCUUCCCGUUAAUCAGACAUUGGAAAUUUUACGUGCAACUAAUGCUGAUUUCGAAGGUCUCUUUACCCACAAGGCAUUGAAUGAACUUUGGUUCAAACAAGGUGAACAAUUGAUUCAGAACCUCAAUCAGCACAUUGCACAGUCAGCAGGACUAUUGGAACAUUCAGCUGACCACGAACCAACUGUGGAAGAACUUCUUGCCAUCACUACAAACAAACCACAUUUACACAAUGUUCAUAAAGCUGCUGGAAGAUUAUAUGCACUCACUUCAUUUUUUGAAAACUUGCGUCCCAUGCAAACUCCUUUAUCCCCAGUGAAAAUAGAAAGACCAUCCCAAGAAGCUCUUUUCCAAACACCUACUGACGACUUUAUAAAUCAACCAACAGACCCAAACCUUGUUGCGUGGAUCUCAAGUUCCUUUGGCUCUGUGAAGGAGUUUAGAAACCUUCUCAUCAACACUGCAAAAGCAGUAAAGGGAGACGGAACAGUAUGGUUGGUUGCUCAAAGCAAAUUUUCCCAUUCGAAUAGACCAGGAGCCAGCCAACAAGAUUACCACCACCACCCAAACCACCCAAACCACCACGCCUCACCUUCAUUUUCUGAGUUGGCCUUGGUUGUCACAUAUAAUGGUGGUGUUGUACAUGACGUUGAAAGAGCAGGCCAGUUGAGUCGUAUGAGGGAGAUUUUCAAGGACAAGGAAAGAAUGGCGAAAGACGAAGAAGAGGUUGGUGAGUCGAAAAGUGAGAAAACCACGGAAGCACUCAAAUCAAAGAAAGAGGUUAACGAAUUGCAAUUGGGAUCAGUCCAAGAGGCAGAAGAUAGAGUUGCAUUUAGUAACAGAAAGUUAAUCCCAGCAUUGGCAAUCGACGCCUCACCAAGAACAUACCUUGUUGAUUAUGGUGUUUACGGUAAGCAAAAGUAUUUGGAAAAUUGCUGGGAGUGCAUCGACUGGGAUGUGGUGAUGAGAAGAUUACCCGAAAGAAUGCACCAAAAGUUUGUAAUGUAA
This is a messenger RNA of Lodderomyces elongisporus, 1080 nucleotides long. Its product is annotated as mitochondrial 37S ribosomal protein mS43. Gene Ontology annotation, molecular function: metal ion binding; superoxide dismutase activity. The transcript has a single exon. Lineage: Eukaryota; Fungi; Ascomycota; Pichiomycetes; Serinales; Debaryomycetaceae. Gene Ontology annotation, biological process: superoxide metabolic process. The record is from RefSeq and is a predicted model, not a curated record. Bases 1 to 1080 code for a protein of 359 amino acids.